Anopheles cruzii is the source of this 3153-nucleotide messenger RNA. RefSeq lists its product as uncharacterized. The transcript is spliced from 7 exons. Gene Ontology annotation, molecular function: chitin binding. The record is from RefSeq and is a predicted model, not a curated record. The coding region runs from base 1 to 3153 and encodes 1050 amino acids. Gene Ontology annotation, cellular component: extracellular region. Lineage: Eukaryota; Metazoa; Arthropoda; Insecta; Diptera; Culicidae.
AUGCACCACAGACGACUUCAACGAUGGAUGAGGCAACGAACGCUGCAACUAUUCAUGGUCACAGCGCUGUGCAUCAUUGGAUUAGAAGGCACGAUGCUGGUGUAUGCAUCGCCCCAGACAAAGGACAACGCCUCAACGCCCGAUCCGGAGCCGGUAGCCCGGGAGGGACCGAACGGGACCACGGCCACGGCUGCGGUGGCCAUGCCCGGCGCUGACCGACAGCGGAGGCUGAUCCCCUACAUGCAGUACUACGUAACGUCGACGGCUGCGCCCGCGGGACCAGAUAAUGGCGACUAUCAGCCGCCGCCGUCGCCAUACAGCCAGCUCUAUAAUUAUAGGCCGAUCCCCCACCGGAAGCCAUACUAUGGCACAGCCGGUGGCCUCAAGGCGCUUCCGGUCAGCGUCAAUCCGUUCACCUACGAGUACAAUCACCGCCAUCAGAGUCCUGUGAAGGUUGUCGGGUCGGGUGGUGGCGCUGGUUCGCCUUCUUCGUCGCACGGGCCCACCUCAUACGCGCUGGUCGGUUCCGCUCCUCAGUCGACCGAGCACGGUGGUCACGGGCCGCAGUCCGCGGUGGACCACGUGGUGGAGGUGUACGAGCGGCCCAAGUAUGCCGUCAUUCCGCGAGAGCGCGACCCGUACGAGGGGCCACGGUUCGCCGGAAAGCUGUACGGUGUCGAGGUGCACCCCAAGUCACAGCCACACGGAGGUAGCAACGAGAACGUCGAGGUGGAUCCGCUUGCCGGGGCGAAGUACUUCCUGCCGACGGUGGCACCGGAGUCGAGGAAACCAGCACUGUAUCAAGCCGUGCCGGUGUACAAGAAGAGCCGCAUCAAUCCGUUCUUGCCCUCCAACACGAUUCCCGGCCCAUUCACACCGAUGGUAAGCGGUUCCUCAGGGGUGGCGCACGUGGAUCCCACCGGGAACCAGGAACCACGGGUAAAGGAGCACGCGGUUCAGGUGACGUUUGUCAAGAGCGUGUCGAAGGAGACGAUACCGCCGUCGGCCGUCGAGUACCAACCGUACGUUACGGCCAGCCCGCCUCAGAGCAAUCGGGUGCACGGGGAAGUGUCCCAGUCGCCGUACCUGCUGGUGAAGACGGUUCCCAAGUUCUACUAUGAAAAGCCACGGAUUGCGCCGGUCAGCUCGACCGCCGCUCCGUAUCCGGUGUACUACAAGGAAAAGCCCAGCGAUGGCCGCAAGCCACAGCAGCAUUUCAACCAUACCGGUUACACUCGUACACGGAUUCCUGUGGCGGUGAUUAGGGUACCAGUUGAGUCGCACCCGGCCAACGAGGGGUUCGCUGAGCCACCACCGAACGCUGGGUACUACAGCGUCGGCAGCUACUACAAGUACCCGGAACAGGCCGCGGUUCCACCGAGACAGCAUCUGACGGAAACCGUGCAUCCCCAGAAGCACGUUGUCCACCAAGAACCACCCGUCAGCAAGGCUCCACCGGCCACACAACCCGGACAAUACUUCCUCGGGGCGAACUAUAAGAUCAUCAAAGUGCCGGUCAAACAGCAGCCUUAUCCGGUCGACCAACCGUACCCGGUGUCGUACGCUCCGCAGCGCGUAAUUCCCAGCACGACGCACGCCCCGAUCGUGUACUCGACCACACCGAGCACUACGCCCGCUCCGGUUCACGAAACUCCGGACUACCACCCCGUGGUCUACCACGGACAGCGUCCGGCGCAGUACCAAGCACCGGCGCGCAGUAACCGGACGGAGUACCGACAACGAUUCUACCCGCAAUCGAUGCGACACCCGAGCCAACACAAACCACGACCUAUUCCGCUGGUUCCGCCAACGGAUCACCAGGAGCUGGGUCUGCCGGCGGGCAGCGCAUCGAGCUCGUUGUCCGAUCUGCUUAAGAGCCUGCAGGACAGCAAUCUGCUGCCGAAAACGCUCACCCCAGACAACAUCGACAACUCGAUCCGGACGCUGGUGAAGAUUCUGAACAACCUGAAGGCCAACGGUCGCCCGACUUCCGAACGGGUUGUGCCCGGGCCUGCGUACGGCAGACGGCAGAACCACACGGUACCGGAACCGGAAGAUGGGUACGUCGAUGCGGAUCAGUAUCAUGGUGGCGGUGGCGGCGGCGCCGGUCCGCCGAUGCUGAUCAACAAGAUCGUCACUCCUGGGCCGAACACGGGCAAACCGGGCAUCGACUACCCGGCGCUGGCCGAGAUUCCCGAGACGAGCUUCUCGUGCAAGGAGCAGCGCUACAAGGGCUUCUUCGGUGAUCCGGAGACCAACUGUCAGGUGUGGCACUACUGCGACCUGAACGGUGGCAAGGCUUCCUUCCUCUGCCCGAACGGAACCAUCUUCAGUCAGGUCGCUCUGACGUGCGAUUGGUGGUUCAACGUGAAGUGUUCGACCACCGCCCAGCUCUACGUGUUGAACGAGCGGCUGUACAAGUAUAUCCUGCCCUUUACUCCCAAGUUCCCGGAAGACUACAGUGGGCCCCUGGUGGACAAAUACUUGGCGCUCAAGUUCCAAGAGAUGGAAGAAAAGAUGAAACAGCAGCGGGCCAAGGGCGCCAAACAGAGCGCGGAACCGCUUCCCAACACGGAACCGGACAACGACGAGGUGAACGGUAACCGGCUGGAGGAUAACGACGACCGGUACAACCAGAACCAACCGUACCCGGUGAAGUACGUCACAACGGAAGCCAUCGCCGAGAGGGGGCCAGUCGUGCCGGCUCUUGCGUCUAAUCCUGCCCCACGACCCGCAUCCCCUUCCGGGGCCAUCACGCUCGAGGACAUCGACGCGGAACUCCAACCGGGUGCAGGCACGAGCACCACGUCGGCGGGGCCUCCGAUGACGUCCGAGGAGGUGGACGAAAGCAGUGUCGUGACACCGGUUUCGAACUAUCGGACGUCAUCGCCCGCGACCACGACACUGAUCAUCAACACCGAGGAGCCGGAGCCGGGGCCCGAUCCGUCGUACCAGGAGGAAAUGAUGAUGAUGAUGCUAGUGGAGCCGGAAGAUCGCGUGGAGCACGAGUACGCGAACGUCGUGGUCGGAGCUACGGAGCAGCCGACGGCCGCACCUUUGCUGGGCAAAGUGCGACGGAUCGAGGUGAAAAACGAUGGCACCAGUGGCCACCUGAUAAGGACGCCCAGUUACGAUCGUAGGCGAAAAAAGUAG